Molecule: messenger RNA, 3219 nt
Organism: Bombina bombina (fire-bellied toad)
Lineage: Eukaryota; Metazoa; Chordata; Amphibia; Anura; Bombinatoridae
Gene: VSNL1
Product: visinin like 1
Exons: 4
Coding region: 275-850 (191 amino acids)
Molecular function (GO): calcium ion binding
Source: RefSeq, a predicted model, not a curated record
GACAGUUAUGGAGAGGAGGAGUGUGGCAGAGGAGAGGCUGCAGGCUAGUGCGCAUGCGCUUUGUGGCAACAGGGAGCCUUGAUUUUGUCCGGGAUUUCCAAUUCUGCAGCAGAGAAGCUGAGCCUGUGCCACUGCCUCCGAGAUCAAGCGGUGUCCAAGAGGGGAUUUAAAUCAAGCACGGCUGGGAUCAGUUGUCAAAACUCUGCCUCAGACCCCCACAAGCCCAUCUCCCGUACGUUUCCAAGGAAGAUCUGCACAGAGUUACAUAACCAAAAUGGGGAAACAGAACAGCAAACUUGCUCCAGAGGUGAUGGAGGAUCUUGUGAAGAGCACAGAGUUUAACGAACACGAGCUGAAACAGUGGUACAAAGGCUUCCUGAAGGAUUGCCCCAGUGGCAGACUCAACCUUGAUGAAUUCCAACAGCUUUAUGUAAAGUUCUUCCCAUAUGGGGAUGCAUCAAAGUUUGCUCAACAUGCAUUCAGAACCUUCGACAAAAAUGGAGAUGGAACCAUUGACUUCAGAGAGUUUAUCUGUGCUCUCUCGAUCACUUCAAGGGGAAGCUUUGAACAGAAACUCAAUUGGGCCUUUAACAUGUAUGACCUGGAUGGUGAUGGUAAAAUUACCAGAGUGGAAAUGCUGGAGAUCAUAGAGGCUAUUUACAAGAUGGUCGGCACUGUGAUAAUGAUGAAAAUGAACGAAGAUGGUCUCACGCCUGAGCAACGAGUAGACAAGAUUUUCAGCAAGAUGGACAAGAAUAAUGAUGACCAGAUUACACUGGAUGAAUUCAAAGAAGCUGCAAAGAGCGACCCUUCCAUUGUAUUACUGCUUCAGUGUGACAUUCAGAAAUGAGAUCGCCCUGAGGCACUACGGACUGCACAGAAAUUUCAAUGUUCCAUUCAGUUUGCAGCUAUUUCCACAACUAAAUCAAAAACAAAAAAAAAUUGCUUGGACUACCUAUAAAUGGACUUGCUUCUUGUGUUUGAAACACUCGUGUGCAUGAGAAUGUCAUUUGCUAAAGAAUUUUAAAAAAAAGUAUAUAAUAUAAAAAUCUACUGCCACAAUGUGAAGUGUGCAAUGUAAUUUCAUACAGUCCUAUUCCUCUAAGCUUGUGCAUCAGUAAAUGUACUGCAUUUAAUGAACCUAUUUAUUGUUAUACUGAUGCUAGCUUUCUGUCUCCUAUUCUGUUAGUGGUAGUGACACUGAAUUUCAUAGCAAUGUAACUGUUUAUAAAACUCAUUUCACCCGCUAAAGUAGUACUGGACAGACAGGGGUAUGUUACCUCAGCUCACGAGUCUGAUCCACACGUGCUUGUGUUGUCAGUGGAUAUAAAUGUAAUUCUUUUGCAUGCCUUUUAGGUUUGCCUUAAUUCUUACCUCACUUGCAUCCUUUCAAAAUGGAAAGAGUGGAAACUCAGAUAUGCAGUAUGAUCAAAUGUAAGCAAAUUUGUUGAACCCUCCCAAAUCUAUCUGUCUGUCUAAUUAUCUAUCAUCCCCUUCUCUCUCUACCUCUCCAUCACCUUCUCUUUUCUCUCUAUCAUCCUCUCUAUAAUUUUAUCUUUAUCUCUCCCUUCUAUCACUCUUCAUAUUUAUAUAUGUUUAUAUAUCAACAUAACAAACAUAUAGAUACGUUAUUUCAUUGGGAGGUAAAACAAUACCGUAUUCUUUCUCAGAAGUGCAUUGUUAAUUUUAUGCCUGAAUUUUCAAGAGCUUAAAAAAGGUUGCAGUAUAUGUCCCCAAAAUAAAUUAUUUAUAACAUUUGACUCUUUCCCCCAUAACUAUCGUUUUUUGCCAAGACUGGCUGUUGUGGAAAUGUUGGACUUUUUUCCGUGGCAAUAAGAUACUGGCAUAUGGAAGAUUAUGGGAAAUAUUAUUUGCGUCUAUCAGCAAUAUAAAGAUUAAAGUAGUAUAGUUUUAAAUAAUAUAUCGAGCAUGAGGAAUAUAUUUUGUAUUUUUAUUUUUCAGUCGAUUUUCAUAACACAAUGUAGAUGAGUUGUCUCUUUUUUGGUAGAACAAAGCACGGAAUUGAAAUUAUUGGGAUUAAAUACUUAAACAGCUAUAGUUUUUUACACUUUGCAUAAACACUGGAUUGCUCCUCAGAGUUAAGGAGAAGUAGAUGCAAUAAGCAAUAAUGUACAAUCGUUUGGAAAUUCCAUAUUAAUGUAUCACUUAUAGAAAUUAUUGUGCUCUACUGAAUUUAGGCUUCACACUCUCCUAAUGACGUCUUUCUUUAAUAGGAGCAUUGCAAGCUUGAACUUUCUGAAAUAUUACUAACAGAAAGUAUGUUGGAGUCUAGAUGACAUUAAAUAAUGAUUACAAUAUUUCGUUAGCUAAUUACAGAUAAAAAAAAAACUGGAAACCAUUCAAAAAAUGGGGUUGCAUCAGUUGUUUUUUAAAUCACAGACCUCUACUGAUAGACAUAUAUGUUAGUUGGUUAGUGAACUAAUAUAAAAACUAAGCUUACCUAUAUUUAAGUAAAGAGGAGAACUAAAGUAUUGUAAGAUUAAGGAAUAGUAGCUUUUCAAAUCAGUUCUCUCUUUGGAGGAGUAUUAGAAUGUGUCCCUAAAACUCAAGCUAAGUGGUUCCUCUAUGAAUUUGUUGGGAUCUUUUGGCAUAUAAUUAUCUAUAUUUUAUUCAUGUAUCAAAAGCUACCAAUUCAAAUAAAGAAUGGGCUGAAAAGGUCUGAGGCUCAAAAUAGCAGCUGCACAUCUCUAGUCAAGAACAUUUGUGCAUUUACUUAUUAAAAGAAAAUGUUUAGAGGUUGUAUACUUAUAACUUAAAUAUCACAUUUUCCUUGAGAGAUGUUAUAACAGGAUAACACAGUAGGGAAAUAUUGUCAUCAAUUAUUAUUAAACUGUUGUAGAUGUCAUUUCCAACUAUAGAUCAAAAUUUAAUUUACCACCUUAAUAAACAUAACCGGUCCAAUACAAAUUUAAACAACUCAUAAAUACUUUUGAAUUGAAGUAGAAUACAUCUUAAAAAAACUAGCCUAAUAUAGAUGGUGGACAAAUUUUUGAAGAGAGAUGGAAGCUGACUUUAUUAGAGCAUCUGGUCCAUUCUGCAAAGUGUUGUUUGAACCCACAGCAUAGAGAGAGUUAAUGUUAUAUGCUGGAAUUUAACACAUUUUACCCUGCAACAAUUCAUGCAAGUAAAUGUGCCAACUGGGAUGUUUCCUAAUCUGUUCACUUUUAACAAUUUAAAUAAAGGAAAAGUGGAAAUAAA